UAAAAUAUUGAGUCUUUUCAGCCUCUGAAGGAAAAACUCAAAAAAAUUCAAUAACUUUCGCAGGAAGCAAUAACAACCCAAAUCCUUUUAGUCUUUUGACUAUCUGAUAUCUCAAUAUACUCUAUCGAUCCACAUAUGAACGUAGAAAAACUGAGUUGAUCACUUGGGAAUGAUUCCUUGUUAGAAAGAAUUGUUUAUUUCGAAAUUCACGACAGCAUUGAGAAAGGUGAUAUUAUACUUUUUUCUUGUUUGAUGAUAUUUUUAGAGUGUACUAAGUGGCAUGCAGGUAUUAUUUGUUCCCUGUGCAUUAUUAAAAUCAUCACCAUCCAGUUGGAUAUUAGCUGUUAGUAAACAUCGAGUCACCGUUGGUAUAGUUAAAUCACGUGAUAUGCAUUGGGCUGUAUUAUCAUCUCAUGAAUCUAAUAGUUCAUCGUCAAAGGAUUCUUCACAAAUUAAUUUAUCAUCAUUGCGUAUUCUCUUGAUUGGUGAUGGUUCUAAUCCUUGGUCAAUAACUUCAGUCGAUACAUUUUUAUCAACAUUUCAAUCAAAAGGUUUAAGACAAGAUGCACUAUGUCCAUGUUCAUAUUCAUGUGAGACUCUAACUCUGUCUAUUCGACGAUAUGAUCGACAAUCAACAUCACAUCAAUGUGGAAGAGGAAUAUUAUCAAUGCAAGCAUUAUCAUACGGUGUUGUUAGAGUUGAUCAGGAUAAUUCGUUAACAUCCUUAACAAUACAAGAUGUUGGACAUGUACUUCCAGGAUCUAUAAUCGGUAUAGUUAAAAUUGAUGGUCCAACAUCGCUAUGUCAAACAGAUGAAAUAGGUGAAAUUGCAAUAUCUUCAAAAGCUACGCCCUCUUCGUAUUGGUCGCUGCCUGGAUUAUCUCAGAAUGUGUUCAAAGUUUGCCCACUCGGCUCCGAUGAUCGACCAAUUGGAACUCAAGAAUUUGUCAGAUCUGGUCUAUUAGGUUUUCUUGGACCUGGUGGACUAUUAUUUGUGACGGGUAGUCGAGAUGGUUUGAUGCAAAUUGGUGGCCGUAAACAUAAUAGUGAUGAUAUUAUAGCAACAGCUCUAGCAGUGGAACCUAUUAAAGUUGUUUAUAGAGCAAGAAUUGUGGUAUUUUCAAUAAGAGUAUUAAAAGAUGAAAGAAUUAUCGUUGUAGCCGAACAAAGACCAGAUAUUGCAGAAGACGAGUGUUUUCAAUGGAUGAGUCGUGUAUUACAAGCUAUCGAUACGAUUCAUCAAGUUGGCGUCUAUUGCUUAACUCUUGUACCCGCAAACACAUUACCAAAAAAUCAUUCGGGUACAAUACAUGUUCAUGAAACGCGUCGACGUUUACUCGAUGGAAAUUUACAUCCGUGUUCUGUAUUAAUGUGCCCACACUCCUGCAUUUUAAAUUUACCUAAACCACGUGAACAUCAUCCAGAACGCGAGGUUGGUCCAGGCGCAAUACUGGCUGGUACGAUAAUUCAAGGAAUGAGAUUAGCUGAAGCCAAAGGUACUGAUUUACACGACGAUGAAAUGGAUACUGUGAGAAAGCUUCAGUUUGUUGAUGAUAUUUUGAGAUGGCGUGCAACAACAACACCAGAUCAUUUACUUUAUUCGAUUAUUAAUGCUAAGGGUCAAGAAUUGGAUAAAAUCACGUGUUUGUCUCUGCAUAAACGUAGUGAACGUAUUGCUUUGACAAUGUUAGAUCGUCUCGAAUUAAAACAGAAUGAUCAUAUAGCACUUCUUUAUCCACCAAGUGUCGAUCUUGUAUCAGCAUUUUAUGCUUGUUUAUAUAUCGGUGUGAUACCUGUUGCUAUUCGUCCUCCACAUGCGCAGAAUUUAUCGAGUACUCUAUCAACUGUUAAAAUGACUGUUGAACUUAGUCAUUCAAAAAUAAUUCUGACGAAUAGUAUAAUAGGAAAAUUAUUACGAUGCAAAGAGGCUUCGACUCUACUAGAUCCGAAACUUUGGCCAUUAAUUAUUGACACAGAUGACUUGCCUAAAUAUAAAAAAGUUUUGAAUAUUGAAAAUAGACGAAAAAUAAUGAUAAAUAGUCAAGAACAAUUGUGCUAUCUCGAUUUUAGUAUAUCAACAACAGGAACAUUAACAGGCGUCAAAAUAUCUUAUGGUGCUGUAGCAAAUGUAUGUCGUUCCAUUAAAUUAUCGUGUGAACUAUAUCCUUCAAGAGAACUUGUAUUAUCCCUUGAUCCUUAUAAUGGACUCGGUCUCGUACUCUGGUGCAUUAUUAGCAUUUAUGGUGGGCAUCAUUCAAUUUUGAUUGAUCCAACUGAAGUUGAAUUGAAUCCAUCUGUUUGGAUGUCAGUAAUUAGUCAAUAUAAAAUUCGUGAUACAUUUUGUUCUUACUCUGUUAUGGAAUUAUGUACCAAAGGAUUGAGUUCUGCAAUUGUUGACCUUAAAAAUCGUGGCUUGAAUUUAUCUUGUGUUCGAACGUGUGCUGUUGUUGCCGAAGAACGUCCUCGUCUUCAUCUGUUAAAUUCAUUUUCAAAAUUAUUUCAAACAUUAGGACUAAAUCCACGUUCGAUUAGUACAACAUUUGGAUGUCGGGUCAAUGUUGCCAUAUGUCUGCGUGGCGCAUCUGAUCCCGAUCCUUCACCUGUUUAUGUUGAUCAACGUGCAUUAAGAAAUGAUAGAGUGACACUGGUAGAAAAAGGAAGUCCACAUAGUUUAUGUUUAUUAGAAUCUGGAAAACUCUUACCAGGUGUUAAGGUUGUCAUUGCAAAUCCAGAAAGUAAAGGGCAGUGUGCUGAUGCUCAUUUGGGAGAGUUAUGGGUGCAAUGUUUGCAUAAUUCAUCUGGAUGUUAUACAAUUUAUGGUGAUGGAAAUGGUUUAGAGGAUGAUCAAAGUCAAUAUUAUGCACACUUAGCAACAGGUGAUACAAGACAAGUGUACGCUAGAACAGGCUAUUUAGGAUUUGUCAGACGAACUGAUUCAACAAUCGCAGAUGAAAAUCAUGAUGCUGUUUAUAUUGUUGGUGCAUUAGAUGAAACUCUAUUGAUUCGAGGCAUGAGAUAUCAUCCUAUUGAUAUUGAAAAUACAGUCAUGAGAACACACAAGAAAAUAUGUGAAUGUGCCUGUUUUACAUGGACAAAUUUAUUAGUUGUUGUUGUUGAAUAUGAUGGUUUAGAAUCACAAUCUUUAGAUUUAAUACCCUUAAUAACAAGUUCAAUUUUGGAAGAACAUUAUAUUAUUGUUGGCGUUUUGGUUAUUGUUGAUCCGGGAAUUGUGCCUAUAAUGCCAAAAAAGAAAACAGGUCAACGAAAAAAAGCUGAAAAGCAACGUGAACGACAAAAAGUAUUGCAGACAGCAUUUAAUAAUAAAAAUUUAGCAGAAAAACCAUGUAAUUUUUUAAUGGAAUGUGAUAAAUGUAAAAAACAACAGAAAAAUCGUGCCUUUUGCUAUUUUUGUCAAGCUAUACAAAAUUUACCGGUGUGUGCUCAAUGUGGAAAACAAAAAUGUAUGUCAAAAAGUGGUGAUUGUAUGAUCAAACAUGGUGUUCAACAUGCAACCGGAUUACAACUCGUUGGUGCAAUAUGUGAUUUUUGUGAGGCAUGGGUAUGUCAUUCACGAAAAUGUUUAACAACUCAUGCGUGCCCCUGUCCAUUGGAAAAUGCCGAAUGUUUAGAAUGUAAACGAAGUGUAUUUGAACAAGGUGGUCGAGUUUUUCAAUGUUCAUUUUGUGCAAAUUUUCUAUGUGAAGAUGAUCAAUUUGAACAUCAAGCAAGUUGUCAAGUAUUGGAAUCGGAAAAUUUUAAAUGUGCUUCUUGUAGUAAACAUGGUCAAUGGUCUUGUCUUAGAUGUAAAGUAUGUUAUUGUGACGAACAUAUAAAGCGUAAAGGUUUCAAAUAUGGAAAAGGUGAAGCAUAUCCAUGUCCAAAAUGUAAUUUUCCAACGGCAGAAACAAAAGAUUUAUCAAUGUCAACUCGAUCCUAUGAUUAUGGUAGAAAAAAUCAGGAAGACGAUACGUAUGAUGAUGAUUUUAAUAUUGGCGGUGGUUCUGAUUAUUUUACUCGUGGUGAAGGUGCAGCAGGAUUUUCAUUUGGUGGAGUCAGCGCUGUAAAACGAGCACCACAUGAUGAUGAUGGAUCCGAUGAUGACGAAGGAGACGAAGAUGACGACGACGAUGAUGAUGACGAAGACGAGAGUGAAGAAAAUUCUGACAGUGAAGAAGAAGGUCAUUCAAGUGAACAUGAACAGCCAGAGAUAUCGAAAGACGAUGGUAAUCAAAAACAGGAAUUAACAAGUGAAACUGAUAAACUAAAACUGUAA
Molecule: messenger RNA, 4273 nt
Organism: Didymodactylos carnosus
Lineage: Eukaryota; Metazoa; Rotifera; Eurotatoria; Philodinida; Philodinidae
Source: the annotation of a GenBank genome assembly